Messenger RNA from Carassius carassius (crucian carp), 1059 nucleotides. RefSeq names its product ras-related protein rab7-like. Gene Ontology annotation, molecular function: GTPase activity; GTP binding. Gene Ontology annotation, biological process: phagosome-lysosome fusion; endosome to lysosome transport. Lineage: Eukaryota; Metazoa; Chordata; Actinopteri; Cypriniformes; Cyprinidae. The coding region runs from base 219 to 836 and encodes 205 amino acids. The transcript is spliced from 6 exons. The record is from RefSeq and is a predicted model, not a curated record. Gene Ontology annotation, cellular component: late endosome; lysosome; phagocytic vesicle.
UGAAGGGAGGGAGUGCUUGCGGCUCAUUAUUACAGGCGGAUGUGCUGAACUGUCCGUGACAACCGUCCAAAAACACGCCACACGACCGAAAGAGCGCGUCCCGAGUCGACCAGAGCCUGUGGAGGUGUCGUGUUGGCUUGUUUUUGUUGUAGGACAGCAGAAGGUUGUUGAGUCUCAGCUGGGAUUUCUCCUCAGAAAGCACAAUUUAGUCCACAAGGAUGGCUUCUCGUAAAAAGGUGCUUCUGAAGGUGAUCAUUCUCGGGGAUUCUGGGGUUGGGAAGACUUCUUUGAUGAAUCAAUAUGUCAAUAAGAAGUUCAGUAAUCAGUAUAAAGCCACCAUCGGUGCAGACUUUCUUACCAAGGAGAUGAUGGUGGAUGACCGACUGGUGACGAUGCAGAUCUGGGACACGGCAGGACAGGAGCGUUUCCAGUCUUUGGGUGUGGCUUUUUACCGCGGGGCAGACUGCUGCGUGCUGGUGUAUGACGUGACCGCACCGAACACCUUCAAAACCCUGGACAGCUGGAGGGAUGAAUUCCUCAUUCAGGCCAGCCCUCGAGACCCGGAGAACUUCCCCUUUGUAGUGCUCGGCAACAAAAUCGACCUGGAGAACAGACAGGUGACAACGAAACGAGCCCAGGCCUGGUGUCAGAGCAAAAGCAAUAUCCCGUACUUUGAGACCAGCGCAAAAGAGGCCAUCAACGUGGACCAAGCUUUCCAAACGAUCGCUCGCAAUGCCCUCAAACAGGAGUCUGAGGUGGAGACGUACGACUUCCCAGACCAGAUCAAACUGAGAGAUGACAGACCCGUGUCCUCUGGUGACAGCUGCAGCUGCUGAGAUGGGACGCUUGGAGAUAGAGGGGAGCAGAGAGGCAGAGGAGAGCCAGCGCGGGGCGGACCGAUCUCAAUGUGCAAAACAUCCAGCAUUCAGAAGAAAACCCUUCCUUUCCAAACUUGUAUGUAAAGAACUGUUAGGAAUUUAAAGAAACGCCCUGCUACAGCAUCCCUUUUAAGGAUAUUAUUUCUAUGAGAAAGAUUAAACAUGAUAGUUGUUUCUAUUA